GUGGAAUAAAAUAUAAUUUUUAUUAUAAUUUAAAAAUGUGGAACUUAGAAUUAGGCUUUCCUGAAGAUGAAACUAUCCAUGAUGGUUUCUGUACAAAUACACUUCUAAAGCUAUGUGUAGAGAAACCGAUAAAAAAGUUACCGGAAGUUCAUGCAGUGACUGAAAAUAAAACUAUUGCAUUAUCAAUUGAUAAAAGUGUAUUUAUAUUAGAAAACGAAGAUGUUACAAGUAACCCAAAAAGUAUUACGUUUGAUUCAAAAGUAGAAGCUUUGGGAAUCACAAUGAAUGGCGAUGUUAUUGUAUGUGCGUUGGAUAAUGGACAUAUUCAUGGAAUUUUUUCAAGAGGUUAUCCUGUAUUCGAUUUAACUAUUGAAGAAAAUGAGAAUGGGCAAAAUUGUAAAGUAAUUGCAAUUAAUCGAGAUUCAGAAAAUAGUUUUAGAGUAUUUCUUUCCAACGGCAGUAUUUAUUAUUUAAGCAAUAUUGAUGAAUCUCAACUUUAUAGUAGUAAAAUAGCCGGCAUCACCAUAGAAGAUAAUUUAACUUUCGAGGAAGUGCUUUUAGAAAACGUUAAACUUGAAAAAAUACCUAACAUAUUUGGUUUGAAUGAAAUCUCUUAUUGUUACUUUUUAAGUUUUGAAGAAGAUAUAACAAGUUUAGACAACACUUAUAUAUACAUAUCUGGAAAUCUCGAUUUUAUCAAAUUUCAAAAUAAUAGAUUUACAACGAAAAUAUUGCCACCAAAAGAAUAUGGUGGUAUCAAAAACAUUUUUAGCUUUCAUUCUUACAUAGUGGCUUUGACUGUUAGUGGACAAAUAUUUGAAAUUUGCCCAUAUACGCGAACUUUAUUUGCUAAUUUCACUGAUUCCUUAAAUUACAGCAUAGAGGAUAUUGUUGUUAUAGAAGCUAACAAUGAAUCAAUUGAACUUUUGUUAUUAUGCAAAUCCAAGGAUACGGAAGAAAAAUCCAUUAAAGUUGUAAAAUUUCCUUCAUUUGAGAUUUUAAACGAAAUUUCACUUACAAGUUUAGCAUGGCUAGUUUUACAGCCCAAAGAGUCCGUUAAUCUAUAUUAUUUAAGUAGUGAAAACUUAAACGAUCAACAGCUUCCACUAGAAAUCGAAAUGAAAGUUGUCAAAGAGACCCAGCCGGAAGAAAGACUGAAAAAAUUAAUUCAAAAAGGUCAUUUAGAAGAAGCUGAAGAUUUUGGAAAGAAAUUUGAUUUAAGUUUGCAGCCAGUUUACAAGGCUAAAAUCCGUAAAUACAUACAUAGCAUUAGUUUAUUUACCGAAAAUGACUUACAUUCAAUUGACACAGUUUUUUCAAAUCUUAUAAGUACUUUAAAACUUAUUGAAGAUAAAAAAUUUUUUCAUGAAAUUUGCAUGAUUGAAAUUCCUAGUCGCCAGUGUCUCGAGAAAUACUUGGAAAUAAUGCUAUUAUUUUUAGAUGAAGAAAACUACUUCGAAGAUUUGUUACUCAUAAAAGAACAAUUGUUGCGCUUAAAAACUCUUGAUAUAAUUGAUCCAUAUGAAUGCAAUCGGGAUUGGCAAAAAUUUGUUCAUCAUCCAAAUAUAAUAAAAGUAUGUGCAUCUUUUUUCAGUGUUGAUAUGUGUAUGGCUUGCAUUAUAUGGAAGAGACAUUCAACUUCAAUAAUUCCAUACCUUGAUGAAAAUGCCAUUCGAAAUAUUCUAAAUCUUCUUCCAUCAACAAUUGAAGCCUUUAGUAUAAUUCAAUGGUUAAGAUGUUUCAUACCAGGUGUAAUACAAAAUUUUCCUAAGUCAAUGCGACAUAUCGUUGAGUGGAGUAUAAAAAAGACUAGAUCUCUUCAAUUUUGUAAUUAUUGGCCCGCAAUCGGUUUAGAAUUUUCUACAAAAUUAUUGGACAUUUUCGAAAACGUAAAUUUUUUACAUUCCGAUAUACGCAGACAAUACGAUGCGUGUAUAGAAAAUUUAAAAAAUAUUACAAAUAUUUUAGAAGAUCUCUUAGUACUUAAAAACACUUAUAACCUAGUGUUUGCACUGGAUGAUUAUGAGAAAAAUUCAAUGGAUCAAACUACGCUGAAAAUAUUAGAGCGUGUUCAAACAACAAUGUUAAGUAGCCUUGUAAAAGAUUUUUUAUAUCCAAUAUACAGAGAAAUGGGAAAAACCCCAAUUAAUUCAUUAAUAAAGCAUAUAGAGUUUUUAGUUUCAAGCCGUAAUGGCUUUACAGCUUGGAUAGAACGUGCAGUGAUUUUGAUUAAUUUGUUACAUAACGAAGAACAAAAGCUAAGUAGUGCUUUGCUUGUAUUAAGGUCAACGCCGGUUCCAUGGCCUGAAAGUGUUCAACCUUUGUUAGAAUUUAGAAAUUCGAGUCACGCUCUCGCUAUAGAAAUAAACACAUUAUGCGAAAUGCAAAUUGUAGAAGCCAUGAAAAUUAAAUAUGGGUGGGAAACGAAUAUUACUGAUUCUAAUAUAAAGCUGUUAAGUAGAAUUGUUUACAUGGAUUUGCCUGAUAUGUUUGAAGAUAUCAAAAAUUUAACAGCAGCAGAUCCAUCUUUGGAACUGCUCGCGAACUUUUAUUGUUGCUUUGAACUGGGUAGAAAAGGAAAAAUUGAAAGGGCUGGAGAAUUCUUAAAUUCUUUAAACCUAUCUGAACGACAAUUUUGCUGUGAAAAGUUGAUUAAUAUUAUAAUGGACAUCUUAGAAGAUAGCGAUACAACCGAUAUAGAUGAAGAAAAUGAAUAUUUGCUCAAAUUGAUAAAGUCAACAAUUGGUUUUAUAAAUGAAGAUGCAAAACAAUUAAUUAAGACUAUAGAAAACGUUAUAUUAUUGAAAAAAAAUUUUUGUAUUAAAAUUCAAGUAAGCAAUCUGUACAAGGAAAGCUUUAAAAAAACUGCUUUGCAACAAGGAAUAUUAUAUUUGAGCAAAAUGAUAAAUGAAAAAAUACAAAUAGAUGAUACUAAUAAUUUGAUGAAUUCAAUAUGGCAUAGCGUUAAUGAAUUAUCUAACGCUUUAGAAUUGGAUAAAAUUUACGGUUUACUUUCAAUGGCUAAGGCCGUUGGGAAUAUACAUUUUUCGUGUGCCCUAGCAUAUAAUGUCAUAGAGUUUAUCGAUUGUACCUCAUCUAAUUUUGAAUUGUUUGUAGAAUUUGCAAUUUUAAUAGUGUCACAACAGUUACUUUUUGACCAAGAACAGCUUAAUGAUAUUGAAGAUCCAUUGGCAUACCCAAUAGCUUUCGAACUGUUGAAGAAAGCUGCUAAUUACAUAAAACUUUUUGAAAUUGAAAAACUUUCAAAAUGGAUUAGAAUCGGUUCAGAUUUAUAUGGUGUUAAUGCUAUACAAAAUGUUUACUCAAUAAACAAUGGCAUCAACAAUAUUUUAUUAUCGCACUUUAAUCGAGAUCAAAAUGUUAAAAAUGUUAAACAGAGUAAAAAACGGGACUCGUUUUCAAUUUUCGACAUCCCCACAAAUAAAGCUUGCGCACAAGCGGCAAAAACUACUUCUGAUCCAACAUCGGUUUUACGCUGUUUAUCAUUAGCCCUGGUUUUAGUAAUAUUGCAAUGUGAAAAGGAAGGUAAUGAUGUUUUCAAAAGAUUUGAUCAGUACCUACCGGAUAACUUGACGGAAUCUUUAGAAAAAUUCUUAGAAAAAUUUUAUAUAAGUUUUGAACAUUUAGUCAAAUCGAAACAGCAUGAAUAUUGGUAUAAAAUUGCUCAAUUUCUAAUGGACUACCAAAAAAAUUUUAGAGUAAAAAUUAUAACUCCAGUAUUCUUAUCGCUGCAUAUGCGAAAAAUAUUCAGAGAUGCUUUGGCACAAAAAAACCCUAAUUUCCCCAAUUUAUUUGGUAUGCUUAUAUGUGAUCACGAUCCAAAAUCCUUUCUAAAUAAUCUUUUUAAUGAGCUCAAAAGUGAACAUCAAAAAAUGAAUUAUUUUUGUCUAUCGGAGAGAUAUUUUUCUUUGAUAGACGAUACUGAAAAAGUUGUUCAGCAAAGACAAAGCCGUCUUAAAUAUUUUUAUUUUGCUGAACUGCGAAAACAGGGUCCGGAUCAAGUGAAAAAUCGUGACAUCGAUACAAUUCUUUUUGAUGAAUUAAAAUACGAAUUGUUAAGUAAAAUCCUAAAUAUUAAUUUAUUGGAAAAAUUUUGUGAUGAUUUUGAUUUAAAUUACCAAAGUGUUUUGAUAUCGCAAGUAAUUAAUUUGUUAAGAAAUCAAGAAUUAUUAUUUGACAUCAAAUUGGACCAAUUUGGGAAAGAGGAGCUAGUUGUUAAAACAUUCGCUAAUGAUAUACGCGACUUAUGUCAACCUUAUAUUGAUAAAAUCGAAAAUAAAAAAGAUUUAGGUGGAUUUUUGCUUAAUUAUAUACCAAAAAUUAACUCCUAUUUCUAUGAAAUGUACUUAUGUGUUUUUGAAAUAUUGUUAUCUUUAAAAAUAUUGUCUGUUGAAGACACAAAAAGAUUCAAAUUAUUCUGCAGUAUACUGACAUUUUUAAAACAUAAAACGGUUACAAGAAGGAAAGGUCGUCCAACUGAUGUUGAAACUGAAUCUUGGUUAAAAAAUCAAACUGAUAAAACAACUUUAUCGAAUGUAGCUAAAUAUCGAUUGCCAUUCUCAUUCUUUUUUGAUGAAAUGAAUUUGGAUACGAUAAUGAGGAAUGAUAUUGACAUUGAUAAUUGUGAAGGCUGGUUUCCUUUAGUGAAAUUUUAUUCGGAACUAUCUCAAAAAACAGUUAAUAAACAGGAUCACAUUAUUAUAUCAACAAUAAAAAGGGCAAUUACAAAAUAUUGCAGGGAUUACGAUACAUGGCAAUUAACACCAGUUAAUAACGCUUUCCUACAAUCGGUGCUUCGCUUACUUCAGCAUAUAUCAGAUAAAUCUAUGAUACUUGCUAUCCUCUAUAAUUUAACAAAUAAUGCUCCUGAUGGAGCUGAUCAAGUUGAAGCUGCUUUUGAAUGCUAUAAAUUUGCGAUUCAAAAUGAACAAGAGUUACUUAAAGCCAGCCGUCCACAUGCAAAUGACGAACUAAUUUCCAAAAUCAAAAGAAAAUAUCCAUUCUAUAAAAUGCAGCAUUUAUUACAUAUUUAUGGUUUGGUUGAAGAUAAGCUAAUUCAAUUAAUUGAAAGCCCAAAAGAUUUGAUAGUAGCUUUAUAUCAUCACGAAUCUCUAUUGAAAAAUCGUAAACCAAAUAUAAAUCAAUUGGCUGCUGAAAUUGCUGAAUUAAUGAAUAUAAAUUUAUUGAAAUUGCAACAUUCUAUCUUAGAGAGAUGGUUAUCGUGCUCAAAUGAUGCAGAUGUCCACGAAAUGGAAGAAACGUUUUAUGAAGAUUUAAAUGGAAAUGAUACAUUUAUAAAUACCGAAGGAUUUACAGCGGAAUUCGUUACAAGAUCCCAUUAUAUUUUAAGUAGUUGGACACCAAAAAGUGCGAUCAGUUUUCUGCUUUUAAAUGUGUUUCCUUCCGAUGGAAGCAUGAAUGCAGGAAAACAGUUGCAAGCUGUCGAAUGUUUCUGUAGAUUAAUUGAUGGCACGGUUGUUGAUGAAGAAUAUUUAAAAAUUGUAAAUCAACAGCAAUUUAUGAUUAUAAAAUGUGUUUAUUAUUUAAAACAAUUAGGGUUUAAUUUUACAAUUGAUAAAUUUGAAAAAUAUGAUAAAUUAAGCUUAUUAAAGAAAAUUUGGCAAAAUUAUUCGGAUAAACCUUUGGCAAUGGAAAUAAUUGCUAAUAUAUGCAUAGGUUUUAACAUACAUGAACCUAAAAUAUGGAAUUCGGUUUUAAAACAAAUGGUUAAUUUUCAUAUGUUGAAAGAGUUAGAUGCAUUAGUAGAAGUUUUAUCAUGUAAAGCACAACUUUUAUAUACUGACGGCUUGAAAAUUGUAUGGGAGUAUAUUUUAAAAGCGCCAUUCAAACAUGCUAAUCGAAGUCGUUCAUUUCAACAAGAUGAAUUGUUGUCGAAAAAUUUAUUUAGGAUUCAGGGUUGUCCAUUGAUAGAUGAGCUUAAUUUAAUUGAAAUAGCUGAAGAUUGUAUACGUUUAGAUCGUCCACAUUUGGCUGCAAUUUUAAUGGGUUUGUGUAAAAAGGAGCAAAAAGAAACAAUCAAAAAGUUAGUGAAAAAUCAUUCAAAUAAUAAGCUAAAAGAAGACGUUAUAGAGCUUCAAGAAUGUGGAAUUCUGCAAAGUAUAAUCAAUAAUGUCUUAAAGGAAUUAGAACUGUAG
Molecule: messenger RNA, 6176 nt
Organism: Condylostylus longicornis
Lineage: Eukaryota; Metazoa; Arthropoda; Insecta; Diptera; Dolichopodidae
Gene: rod
Exons: 17
Coding region: 36-6176 (2046 amino acids)
Biological process (GO): protein localization to kinetochore involved in kinetochore assembly; mitotic sister chromatid segregation; mitotic spindle assembly checkpoint signaling
Cellular component (GO): cytoplasm; RZZ complex; kinetochore microtubule
Molecular function (GO): small GTPase binding
Source: RefSeq, a predicted model, not a curated record